This is a messenger RNA of Pocillopora meandrina, 2079 nucleotides long. NCBI's taxonomy places the organism in Eukaryota, Metazoa, Cnidaria, Anthozoa, Scleractinia, Pocilloporidae. The record is from the annotation of a GenBank genome assembly.
AUGGUUUCGGGAUAUGUUGUGAAGCGUCCAGCGGGCGAAUACUGUUUUGACUUCGAGAAGUGUUGUGAGGAAUACCUCACGAGACGAUGGCCCAACUGGAAGACAGAGGAUCGAACGUAUAUGUUCCCUCCAGUUUUUCGCUUCCGUUACACUUCUCCAACAGGCGAUGCUGCCGGUGCUGUGGAACUCAAUGAGGCUGAGAAGGGCUACAUGAGAGGAGACUAUGCUGAGUUGAAAAUAUUUCGGUUACUCGAGAAAUUUGGGCGAGAAAAAUGUCAGCCAAUGUUUGUGUUCUCACAGUUCAAAUAUAAGGAGUUCAUUGAGGAGACUAAGGAAGCCAUGCGGGACAUGCACCCUCUGUUUGCUUCUCUUGAAGACCGCUUUGUGGGGGAAAACGUUAAAGGAGAAAUUGAUUUUGUCGUCUUGCACCGACGUAUUGGUGUGAUCCUCAUCGAAGUAAAAGCCAAUGAAGAAUUUAAAAGUUCUCGAGAUGAAGAAGCGAAGAAGCAACUUAAAUUUGCAGAAGAUUUCGUGAGAGUAUUUCUAGAAGCGAAGGGCAUAAACAUUCCUGUUUACAAAGUCAUUGCAAUGCCAAGCGUACCCGACGAGGGUAACAGUUCUGACGGUUACAUUAACCUUAGGAAGAUUCAUCUAGGAAUGGAUGACGAAGGUAAUGUUCAAGAUUUGCUGCCUUUCGAGCAAUGGUGGGGACAAAACUUUACCAAAGGAGCUUUUGAAGAGCACGAGAAAAAAUUUUUGAGCUUGAUCUCCGUAUUUGUGGGUCAGAGAGUUACAGUAAGUGCUACAGCUCAAAUACUUGGCAGAGUAUUCCAAACCAUUGAUGGGCAAAGUUUUCUCCGACAAAGCUAUAGAAAGGUUAAGAAAAAAAAAAAUUUGGAAGGUACUGAAAGUACUGAGGUGGGGCGGCCUGAGAAAGAGGAUGCGUCGAUUCUGGCAAGGCAGUUCAUGUUCUUAAAUAAGGAACAACUAGCGUUAUGGAGAGGAGAGAAAAAGCAGCUGUUUUGUGGCGCCGCAGGGACUGGAAAAACAAUUUUAAUCCAGCACAAAGCACUGGAAUGUGCGAAGCGCAAUGAAAAGGUCGUGAUAUUUGUACCAGCAAUCCUUGGUAAGCUCUAUGAAAAAUUCUUUUCAAGUAACAAAAUUUUAUCGCUCCAUUUCAAUUAUGAAAGGGACAGGCAGCAUUUUGAACACAAUUCAAUGGAAGAUUGUGCUUUAAAGUUCUUCAAGAAAUUCUUUGGAAGAAGCGAACCUUGUGAUGAAAAGGUUUUAAUUGUAACAAUUUGCCAGCUACCGCUUUUUCUCAACUUUGUGGACAGUGAGGAGGAAAGAGUGGAUGAGUUCCAUAUCUUUGUUGAUGAAUUUCAAAGUUUCCUAGCUUCAGAUUCUUUGAAACGUUUCUUGAUUGGUCAUCAAAGCCCCUCUUUCUAUCGGUGGAUUGCAUAUGAUGUCCAACAGCUCUUGUCCACAGAUACAUUAGAUAAUUACAUAGCAUUUCAAGACUUAAUUUUUGACCUCUGUAACACCAAAAGGUUUUAUCAUGCUCCAAGCCUCCAGACAGUUAUGAGAUGCACUUCAGAGAUAUUCGAAACAUUGAAGAAAUUUGAUGAGGAGUCUUUCAGUAAAGAGAGAACCCAAAGAGAAGAUGAAUUUGCCAAGAAAUACUGGUACCUUCCACAACACCUUGGUCACCAUGUUUGUGGACCUCAAGUCAUCCCCCAUAUAAAAGAAAAGGUUUCAUUGGAUGUAAACCCCGACUUCUAUUUCGAGAUCAUUGAGGAAGAGAUUAAUCAAUGGGCAAAGGUAGAUGAUACAUAUGAGUUAAACAAAGUUGCUGUUCUGGUCCCUGACAAAAAGUGGAUUGAGAAACUCUCUUCCCAUUUGCAAGAAAAAGGAGUCUCACAUUGCCGCAUUGGAGACGAUAAAGGUGUCAUAGUUUUGGAUCUCAUGGAACAUGCUCAAUCCUACGAGUGGCCAGUUGUUAUUGCAAUUUGUGAUAAAGACUUUGAAGGUAUCAACUAUUUUCCCUUCUCAAGGGCUGUGACUCGAUUAGUAACUGUU